CGCCCUGGCGCUCUCUCUAUUUUCCCAGGGAGGCGAGGCGAGGCGAGGCGGGCGGGCGAGGCAGCGUCGUAAAGCGGGGACUGCGUCUGGGGGACAGCGACUAUGGUUUUGUGGAGACACCUUGCAGAAGAUGUGGCUGCAGGAAUAUUCUGUUCCCAUUGAAAUAUUCACGCUGGGAUGGAUGCUGCCGAAAGUGCCCGCUUGGAGCCGAAAUCGGGAGCCGUCGAGGAGGCCGGCCAGGGUCCGCAAGAGGAGAACGGGGCGGCCGACGGCCUCUCGGACCCUUCCUUGGCCACGGCCGAGCCGAGUCGCCCGCAAGGCAAACUGAAGAAAACGGCCUUCAAGCUCUUUGGGGGCAAGAGGAGCAUCUGCACCUUGCCGAGCUUCUUUGGCGGGAAGAAUAAAGGCCAAGGAAAGGCGGCUUCCAAAAAGGGUCUGAGUAAAAGCAAGACGCACGACGGCCUCAGCGACAUCGGCUACGAAGACUCGGGGCCGCUCAAGGGGCUGCUCAACCGUGGGGACGGAUUCCCUUCUCCGCAGCUGCCGUGCUCUCAAAGCGCACUCUUGGCAACGGAGGCCAACUUGAGGAUCGGUUUUGUCCGCCCGUCAGCCUCUUUGUCCGGAAGUUCAGAGGGCUUCGAGAAGAAACCUUCUGGAGAUAAAUCCUUGUUCCUGCCCAGACCUAAGAAGGGGCUGAAGGGCUUCUUCAACAGCAUCCGGCGCCACCGGAAGAACAAAGCCACCGAGCCGGAGAAGACCGAGCUGCAAGAAUGGCGGGCUAUAGAUUCCCGAGCCAAAGUAGAAGAACAGAAGAGUGCCAAGACCCACCAGUCCUUGGACAAGGAAGACUCCAAAAGGGCUUCUCCUCGUUCCGAAUGGAAGAGUGAUGCUUCUCCAGAUGCCAAUGAGUCAAAGGAGAAGGAACAACCCACCCAAAGUGAAACCAUAUCUGUGGGAGAUGCGGUGAGUGGAGGAGACGCGGAUUUGGACACAGACGGUGUCUUCUGUGUCUCCUCGACGUACGGUGACCUUCCCGAUGCUCUUGAGGCGGAGUAUCCGGAACGCAGCCCCCCGCGUGUGCCCUCCGGAGAGCAGCUCAGCCUGAUGUUUGGCGACGUGACCUCCCUGAAGAGCUUUGAUUCUUUCACCGGCUGCGGGGAUAUCAUCGCCGAGCCGGAUAUCGACAGCAACGCGGGGAGCUGUGCCUCGGCCGAGCGGAGUCGGGAUGCCGGCAAAAGGGGAUCCUGUCUGGUGACUUACCAGGGCGGCGGGGAGGAGAUGGCCCUGCCGGACGAGAUCGAGGAGUAUCUCCAGCAAGUCUGGGAAGGAGCCGUCAAAGCCGGAGAGGCCUAUGAAACGCACCUGGAAGAAUGUGAGCUCCAAGGAGCGAAUGGGGCCAAGCAGGACACUCGCCUCUAUGUGGAAGGUGUGGACCUCUUGACACCGCACAGCGACCAGCAAGAGUCUGCUCCCAAUAGCGACGAAGGUUACUAUGACUCCACUACUCCAGGUCCUGAGGACGAAGCCGGAGAAGGUCUGGAGGAAGUCAAGAAAGACCGCCUUCCACGGGACAGCUACAGCGGAGACGCCUUGUACGAGUUCUACGAACCCGACGACACUCUCCUGAGCCCUUCUCAUGGAGGGGAGCCUUGGUUCGAUCCCAAAGCGUCCCCUCCGGACAUCGUCAGCCACUUCUUUGACUUCGGUCUCCCCGAUCAGAAGGACUUGGUCCAGAUGAUGGGCCAGAAGAAGGAGGUGAUGGAGACGGAGGAGGAGCGGAUGGCUGCCAUUCAAAAGCACCUUCUGUUCUGGGAGUUGCAGAGGGAGCCGGCCUUGAAACACCUUGAGGUGCUUCACAACGCUCCGUUUCCCAGGGAAAAGCAGCACGGCGAAUGUAACACGAAGUCGGGUGGCCUGUUGGGGGGAAGCCAAAGUUGCCUGAGUUGCGAGGAUGUCACGGGCGGAAAGGCGGAAGAGAGCCGGGAUGGCAAAGACCUUCAAGAGAUGCUGUGCCUGGAAAAACGGUACAGCCCCAACCGCCUCGUGCAGUUCAUGGGAAGUGACUCCGCCUUGGAUGCCGAAGUGGAACGUGUGGUGCUUGAGUCGCGUGGUUUGAGUGGCUUGGCCAUGGAAAAACCAGUGGCGUACCCUUUCUUUCGGGACUCCCCGCCGAGCGGAGCAGGGACGGACCAAAGAGAAGCCCUCGAGCCAGACGGUGGCUGCGAGGUGGAGCAGGCGGUCAACUUCUCCCAGGCUUUGGUGGACUUCACCAGCAGCGGCACCCUCUUCUCCAGCCUGUCCGAAAGCCUGGGCAGCUCCGACUCCGGGUCGGCCUUCACCCAGAACCUCCCUGCCCUCCCCACCAUGGUGACGUUCGACAUCGUCGACGUGGAGCAAGACGGGGAAGGCGAAUGCGAGCAGCACCUGGAGAUGAGCACCGGCGAGGAGCUCGCUGCUUCUUUCGAGGCCUUUGACGAUCGCUGCUUCGUGCCGAAGGAAUCCUUUGCUGAAUGUGACGAGCGAAUGUUUUCCGGCUCUUUCCAAAGCUGCGGUUGGGGCAUCGCCAGCCUUCCCCGCCGCCUCCGCCUCCAGGAGUUGUGUCCGCCGGUGCCGGAGCCGCUUUCGUCGUGCCGGAGAAGCCGGUCCCUCGACACUGAUAGUUUGGAGUUUGAGGUGGCGAGUGUUCAGCUCUCCAAGAACGGCUUCAAGCCCUGCGAGAUCUGGUCUCCGUGGAGCGGCUGCAGAAAGCGCUCUCCGUCUCCGGACAGUUUUCCGGCCGGGAAAGCCGUAGACGGCGGCGGGGCCCUUUCUUGGCCAGGACUACAGAAUGUACCCGGAGGAGAGGCGUUUUCCUCGCAAGGGGCAAAACUGUGGGGCCGGGAGCUGAACGCACAGGCCUUGCGGAGUGUUUGGGGUGCGCUGGAAGAGCCUGGCCUGGGGCAGAGCUCCUCCAGAGAUGGGGAAAUGGGGUUUCCGCCGCCAAGACCAAUGUCCAGGCCGUCCAACCUGCCCCUUCACUCCCAAAGACCGGGUGUGGGGGGCAAUACGGCCAGGAAACUGGCUUGGGUUCUGCCUUUGGGAGAGGGACCCUCAAGCUUCGAUUUCAAUGCCGCCCCUUCCCCGGAGAAGCCGGCUUCUUACAGACCUAUGGAUGUCAAUGCACAGAAUGUCUCGGCUGCCCCACAACGCUGAGGCCCCCGUUGUAAGGGCAAGGUCUGAAAUCAGAUCUGCCGGAUUUGGGGAAAUUCCCCUGCUGGGUUUGGGAAUGUCGUUGUGAAUGUAACAAAAGAGCCAAAUAACUUGGCGGGGCUCAAGUUGCAAGUUUGGCUAUUUUGGGGAGGCUCAAGACUUGGCCAUUUGGAUGUGUUGACUUAAAAUUUAGAGCAGAAAAGGGAUAGAUUCAAUCCUUGUUGUGGUGCUUUUUUUUGACCAUGGCCAAAGGAGCUCUGACAUGGGCUGGUCCAUGAGGUCACCAAGAAUCAAAGGCAACUGAAUGAAUAAACACACAUACAAUUAAAUGGAAGCUAGAGAAGGAGGAGGAAAAAAGUGGUUGCAGGUUAUAGAAGAAGUGACAGUAGAACAGGAAUUCACCAUAAAUAGAUCCAAUGCCUAAAGUAAUAUACAAGCAUGUAAUAGUGAGCUAACAGUCAUCCCAUCAUAUUCACUGGGGGUAGGAUCUCCAUGAAAGUGAAAAACUGCAAAAAGAGAAUGAUUUAUUCCAUCAAAUUCUAGGAAUUUUUAAGGUCUUCCAGCAUGACUCCGAACAUAGUCAUUGGAGAACUUGGAGAUUCUUAGAUGAUGAUGAUGAUGAUGAUGAUGAUGGGAUCUCCAUGAAAGUAAAAAACCGCAAACAGAGAACAAUUUAUUUCACUAAAUUCUAGGUAUUUUAAGGUCUUCCAGCAUGGCUCCGAACAUGGUCAUUGGAGAACUUGGAGAUUCCUAGAUGAUGAUGAUGAUGAUGAUGAUAGGAUCUCUAUGAAAGUAAAAAAACCGCAAAUAGAGAACAAUUUAUUUCACUACAUUCUAGGAAUUUUUAAGGUCUUCCAGGAUGGCUCCGAACAUGGUCGUUGGAGAACUUGGAGAUUCCUAGAUGAUGAUGAUGAUGAUGAUGAUGAUGAUGAUGAUGGGAUCUCCAUGAAAGUGAAAAACCGCAAAUAGAGAACAAUUUGUUUCACUAAAUUCUAGGAAUUUUUAAGGUCUUCCAGGAUGGCUCUGAACAUGGUUGUUGGAGAACUUGGAGAUUCUUAGAUGAUGAUGAUGAUGAUGAUGGGAUCUACAUGAAAGUGAAAAACCGCAAAUAGAGAACAAUUUAUUUCACUAAAUUCUAGGAGUUUUUAAGGUCUUCCAGCAUGGAUCCGAACAUGGUCGUUGGAGAACUUGGAGAUUCCUAGAUGAUGAUGAUAAUGAUGAUGAUGAUGAUGAUGAUAGGAUCUCUAUGAAAGUGAAAAACCGCAAAUAGAGAACAAUUUAUUUCACUAAAUUCUAGGAGUUUUUAAGGUCUUCCAGCAUGGCUCCCAACAUGGUCAUUGGAGAACUUGGAGAUUCCUAGAUGAUGAUGAUGAUGAUGAUGAUGAUGAUGAUGGGAUCUCCAUGAAAGUAAAAAACAGCAAAUAGAGAACAAUUUAUUUCACUAAAUUCUAGGAAUUUUUAAGGUCUUCCAGCAUGACUCAGAACAUGGUCGUUGGAGAACUUGGAGAUUCCUAGAUGAUGAUGAUGAUGAUGAUGAUGAUGAUGAUGAUGAUGAUGAUGAUGAUGAUGGGAUCUCCAUGAAAGUAAAAAACCGCAAAUAGAGAACAAUUCAUUUCAUCAAAUUCUAGGAAUGUUUAAGGUCUUCCAGCAUGGCUCCAAACAUGGUUGUUGGAGAACUUGGAGAUUCUUAGAUGAUGAUGAUGAGGAUAAUAAUAAUAAUAAUAAUAAUAAUAAUAAUAAUAAUAAUAAUAAUAAUACUUUUUCUUUCUUACCCACCUCCUACAAAUCUAAGUCUUCUUGCAUGAAUUGAGCCAGCUGUCCAAAAAAAUUGCAAAUCAAAUUCCAUGCAAAAGUCAAAGCAAAGGGUGAUGAAACCCUUUUCAAAUGGAGGGCCAAACUCUUAUUUCUGGAGAUGGUUUUGGGAGAUGUGGCCAAGAAACACCAGCAUUUUGGAGUAGAAAACGUGCACUGCCAGUCACCAAACCAUUGGGGAAUUGUUGAAACCUUUGAGGCGGAAAGCUUAUCCGGGAAAUUAUCGGGGAAAUUGCAAAAAGGGUGGCAAAAAAGUGUGCCAGGUGGGGACCCUAUAUGGCCCACGUUUGAUUGUUUUAUCCUUAUUUAUUGCUGUAUCUGGAGGUCUUGGGGAUUUUCUACAAGACCGCCAACACAAACUGAUGUAAAGCAAUGUAAAAAUGACUUUUAAAAGCCCAAAACAAUAUAGUGAGUCAAAAAUGACUUGAGUUAAAAUAGUUUGAAGCUAUUUAAAAUGCCUACAUACUCACCGCAUCCUUUGAGAAGAGACUUAUUGGAGUCAAAUGGACCCUUUUUCUUAUUUUGCAUUGCACUUGUCCACGAAACCACGACUUUUCCAUGCUCGCACUGCCACGGAUUCAUACUUUGGGGCAAAGGGUGGGUGGGAAAGAAGGGGUUUUGUGGGGAUGGGGUGUCUAGUGGGGUUUAUAGGAUGAUUGUGUUUUUUUUUUUUCCUUUCCUUUUGAACAUAUCGCCAAAGACAUCUCGUGAAAUGUGUCGUCCAUGACGGGUGUAGCUCUUGCCGAAUUCGGGGCGAAUUGGGGGUCAUGUGUAUGUAUGUAUGUAAAAAGAAGGAGGAAGAGAGUUAUCACCUCGCAAGAAUGUUCAUCCGCAAACAUGUGUCUGGUCGCAUUUUGGUUGUACACAGUUGAUGGGAAAUAUUGUUACUAUUGUUAUUUUGUAAAAGGAAACUUUUAUAAUACAUUGAUGCAUACAAACUCGGAAAA
Messenger RNA from Anolis carolinensis (green anole), 5948 nucleotides. It is a transcript of the gene amer1, whose product is annotated as APC membrane recruitment protein 1. The record is from RefSeq and is a predicted model, not a curated record. Gene Ontology annotation, cellular component: plasma membrane. The coding region runs from base 178 to 3192 and encodes 1004 amino acids. Gene Ontology annotation, molecular function: phosphatidylinositol-4,5-bisphosphate binding; beta-catenin binding. NCBI's taxonomy places the organism in Eukaryota, Metazoa, Chordata, Lepidosauria, Squamata, Anolidae. Gene Ontology annotation, biological process: regulation of canonical Wnt signaling pathway. The transcript has 3 exons.